AUGCGUCGUCUCACCACAACACACAAAUCCUCAAAAAAUCGACACCUUCCAAUUCCGUAGCUACAGAUUCUUCUCUCUCUCUCCCUCUCUCUCGUUUACUCUAUCUCUAGUUCGUCUCUUUGGCUCCGAUUGGCUGAUUCUUCUAUGAUGUCCGCUUCUUACCCAAGCACCGACUGGUUCCCUCCUGCUCGUUCAGGUAAGGGCUUAAACAUGUUGGAGAGGUUAAACACUGACCAGAGUGUAUUCCAAGAUCAGGAUACGAUUAGCACUCGCCCUUUCUGUGGUAAUGCUUUUUCUGCAAGUGCAAGUUCCUUUGGGUUUGACACUGACUCUUUUCACAUUGGAGCUGAUAAUCCAAGGUCGUACCAUUUACAUACUGAUGUUCCAAGCUUUGAAAAUGUUUCUCCUGGAAUGGUAAAUGAAAUGUUUUACCAUGGUAAUGGUGUACCAUCAGAUUUUCAGAGGUCUUCUCAUUCUGCUACCAGAAGAAAUCAAUCAUCACUGCAGCGUUAUGGUGACCUCUACUCUGAUGAUUCAAGACAUUUCAUUCCUUUUGACUCAUCAAAUCACCAGUAUCCAGUCCCAGAACAUAUUCGUAGUUCUCCGGAGUUUCACAUGUUUAAGGCGAAUUCUAGACAUUUUGAUAGGCAUGCGAAUGAAAGUAACAGUAGUGAGACUGAUUAUAUGAUGCGCUCUAGGGGAAAUUUCGGCUUAAGAAACAAUAGAUUUGGAGAACCUAGGGGUCUCGAUCUCAACCCCUUCAGUGGAGAAAAUAUGUUUCUUCCAAUGGCAUCUACCAGAACAUGUAUGAAGCACCAUGGUUCAGUGGACUUAUCUGCAAAUGAUUUCGAUAUGGGUCCACCGCAUGGAGUUAUGCAUGAUGCUUUUGAAUCUGCUGCAAGCUUAAGUUACAGAGAGCAAACUUAUACUCAAUGCAAAAGAAGCCCUUUCUCUGCUUCUUCUUCUAGCCCAACUUGGGAGUUUGAUUAUAACUUGCCAUCUCUUUAUGAAGCAAGAAGUGGAAGCUACAGUGACUCCCACUUCCCUGCCAUGCUUGAUAUGCCUACCGAGAGAAACAGAGGUCUGAGGGCAUCCAGGCUAAAUGGUAAAAGUGAUACCACUUAUGGUCGAGUUGAAAGUUUUUGUCAACAAGAUCUGCUCUCCCAGUUCAGGGACGCAAAGUUCUUUGUUAUUAAGUCAUAUAGUGAGGAUAAUGUCCACAAGAGCAUAAAGUAUUCUGUUUGGGCAAGCACCAAAAAUGGAAACAAAAAGUUGGAUGCUGCCUAUCGUGAAGCAAAGACAAAAGAUGUGCCAUGCCCAGUCUUUCUUUUGUUUUCGGUGAAUGCCAGUGCACAGUUUUGUGGAGUGGCUGAGAUGGUUGGACCGGUUGACUUCAACACAAGUGUGGAGUACUGGCAACAGGAUAGAUGGUCAGGACACUUCCCAGUCAGAUGGCUUAUCGUCAAAGAUGUUCCCAACAGUCUCUUUCGCCACAUCAUAAUUGAAAACAAUGACAAUAAGCCAGUCACUAACAGUAGAGACACCCAAGAGGUGGGAGUGGAACAAGGUAUAGAGAUGUUAAACAUUUUCAAGAGCUGUGAGAUGCAUUCUUCGAUCCUCGAUGACUUUAGCUUCUACGAAGAGCGACAGAGAGCGAUUCAAGACAGAAAAGCCAUGCAACGUGCUGUUCUUGAAUCGCUUGCGCUUUCUGCAACCUCUGGUCCAACAUAUUCCACAAAUUCUCUCCACGACGAAUUUGUAAGGAAAAUGUCUUUGAGGUUUGCAGAGGCUUUGGCCUUACAAAACAAACCCAAAUAGUUGAAACUCUCUCUUCUCUUUUAGGAUUUGGAUUGUCUGAGGUUUAAAUAUGGUUUAAAUAUACUCUUGAUUUUGUACAUUUGAUCACGGACGUAAGGAGCAUAGGUUGUAAGAUAAAUUGAAGGUUCUAACAAUUGGCUUGUCUUGCUAAACUUUCUGAAAGUUUAGAUUUUGUCACCAAAAAUGUGAUUGACUA
Messenger RNA from Camelina sativa (false flax), 2014 nucleotides. RefSeq lists its product as uncharacterized. Gene Ontology annotation, biological process: mRNA destabilization. Gene Ontology annotation, cellular component: cytoplasm. The record is from RefSeq and is a predicted model, not a curated record. NCBI's taxonomy places the organism in Eukaryota, Viridiplantae, Streptophyta, Magnoliopsida, Brassicales, Brassicaceae. Gene Ontology annotation, molecular function: mRNA binding.